GCGUACGUAGUUUAACAAAUGCAGAUUAUACAAAACAUACAAAAUUAAAGUUUCUAUUAUCCAUAAUCCGUUUUCAACUUGAGAAAUAUCUGUCCAAAACAGGGGAAAUAUAAUUAAUUAAAACAUCUAUGUGAUGAAGGCGUGGGAGGCAACGGUGAGGAAGACGCAGGCGGCGGCCCGGAGACGAGCCCACACGAUAUUCGGCACUUACGGAGGCUCCACCGUAGAGGAACUCAACGACGUCAUCGACGAUGACCAGGAUGAGGCAGUCGCCGUCGUCGUCCUCAACUGCGGGCAUGCAAACGGAGAGGUGUACCACGCCGACAGGUUUCUCCCCAACGGCGAUUACUACACCGGGCAGUGGGCCGACGAAGCCCCACACGGGCAGGGCAAGUACUGGUGGACCGACGGCUGCAUGUACGUCGGCGAUUGGUUUCGCGGGAAGCCGAUGGGGAAGGGAACCUUCAGCUGGCCGUCGGGGGCUAUAUACGAGGGACAUUUCAAGAGCGGGUAUUUGGACGGUGAUGGGACCUAUACCGGCCCCAACGGCGACACCUUCAGAGGCUCGUGGGUGAUGAACAUGAAACACGGCCUUGGGGUGAAGGAAUACACCAAUGGGGACACUUACAAUGGGGAAUGGAGCAGAGGAUUGCAAGAAGGGCAGGGGAGGUACACGUGGAAGAACGGGAACUACUAUGUCGGAGAAUGGAAGUCUGGGAAGAUUUCGGGCCGGGGAAAUAUGUAUUGGACUAACGGGAAUAUGUACGAAGGGAUAUGGGAAGAUGGGCUGCCCAAGGGAAACGGGAUAUACCGAUGGGCAGAUGACAGUUACUAUGAAGGAAAUUGGAGCAAUGAUUCAGCUGAAGAGCAGAAUGGAACUUACCAUUCUGCUGCUUCAGAAGGUGAGGAUAAUCGCCAAGAAUGGACUCCUGGGGAUGUUUAUAGUCAUGAACUGAAGGAAUGUAAGGUUUGUCCCAUUGACAAAGUCACAGUUUUCCCUUCUCAAAAGCUUGCAGAUUGGAAAUCCGCAAACAUGGCAGCGAAGCAUAGGAGAAUGUCAGCUGAUGGGAGAUUAGAUGCUGCUGUUGAUAAAGAGUUUGCAGGAAUGAGGUUGUCAGAUUGUGCUGGGACGCCAACGAGCAUCUUCUGUGCUCCAGACGACACCUUUGUCGGUACUCAGCAGCAAGAAGAUACCAUAUUGAGAAGGAACACUCUUAGAAUUCCCAAGAUUGUUAAAAAACAAGGCGAGACUAUCUGUAAAGGGCACAAGAGUUAUGAACUGAUGCAGAAUUUGCAGAUGGGGAUCAGGCAUUCAGUUGGCAAGCACGGGGCUGCAGCGACAUUGGAUCUCAAACCAUCAGCAUUCGAUCCCAAGGAGAAGUAUUGGUCUAAGAUUUCACCAGAUGGAUCCAAAAGUAUGUUGCCAUUUCAGUCAUGUGAUUUCAGAUGGAAGGAUUAUUGUCCAAAAGUUUUCAGGGCUUUAAGAUUGUUAUUCAAGGUGGAACCAGAUGAUUACAUAAACUCCAUAUGUGGAAACGAUGCUCUCCGGGAGCUCUCUUCUCCCGGAAAGAGUGGAAGCUUUUUCUACUUGACAAAUGACGACCGUUACAUGAUCAAAACGCUGAAGAAGGCGGAAGUCAAAGUACUAAUAAGGAUGCUAAAUUCAUACUAUAAUCAUGUGCAUGGUCUGGAUAACACCCUUAUUACCAAAUACUUCGGGUUGCACUGUUUGAAGCUAAAUGGCCCGACCCAAAAGAAGGUGAGGUUUGUCAUAAUGGGGAAUCUCUUCUGCGCAAAUUACACAAUUCAUAGGCGGUUCGACCUCAAAGGGUCAACAUUUGGGCGGUUAACAGAUAAACCAGAAUCAGAGAUUGAUUCAACAACUACUCUUAAAGAUCUUGAUCUCAACUUCAUAUUCAGGUUAAAAACCCCAUGGUUCGAAGAAUUCCAAAGGCAAGUUGACAAGGACUGUGAGUUGCUUGAACAAGAGAGAAUUAUGGAUUACAGCCUCCUGGUUGGUGUUCAUUUCAAAGAAGCCACCAGCAAUGGAGAUUUAAUGCCCAACGAUGGUGGUGCCUCAGAUAAUGAAUCUAAUCCUCAAGAAGAAGAUACGGAUAACUCGGAUACUUCAAGGAAAGGUGAGGUGAAACUAGGCAUAAACAUGCCUGCAAGAGUGGAGAGGACGGAGAGGAAGAGCGAAGGGGAGUUGCAGCUGGUGGGAGAGCCAACAGGAGAGUGCUAUAAAGUGGUGUUGUUCUUUAGUAUCAUAGACAUACUCCAAGACUAUGAUAUCACUAAGAAGCUUGAGCAUGCAUAUAAAUCAAUCCAGUGUGAUCCAAACUCCAUCUCAGCUGUUGAUCCCAAGGCAUACUCGAGGCGGUUUCGGGAUUAUAUUUUCAAGGUGUUUGCAGAGGAUACUUAGAAGAAACUGCAAAAUGGCUGCUAGGAAAUCUUCUGAUUGUAGUUUAUUUUAAGCCUUGCUGCUGCAAUUUCAUUUCGGGUACAUAUAAGUUCUUUUUCUUCCAUUCUUUUGCAAGUCUAGAACAUAGGCCAUAUUGAACCAGAGGCUUGGUUUUUUAUAUUAACCGAGCUGAUUAGCUCCACUUUUGAUUAUUUAAUAGUUUACCUCAAAAAGCGCUCUUGGAUUGAGCUUAAUUGUUUAUACCUCUAUUCCUAAAUGAGUUGUCAAUUUUAAGUGAUAGGUAAAUCAA
Molecule: messenger RNA, 2711 nt
Organism: Cuscuta europaea
Lineage: Eukaryota; Viridiplantae; Streptophyta; Magnoliopsida; Solanales; Convolvulaceae
Source: the annotation of a GenBank genome assembly